AUGGCAGUGUAUACGUGGGGGUUUGGUAAAGCUGGACAACUUGGAACCAGCACAGCAAGCACAUCCCACACCCCUCAACUGCUGAAAUGCGGGGAUGUGAUUGGCCAAGCGAGCGUCAGUCAGAUUUCAAGCGGUGGGUUGCACAUAUGCUGUUUGACGGAUGAUGGCCGGGUCAUGAGUUUCGGAUGUGGGAAGCAUGGUCGCCUUGGCAGUGGAAAUGAUGAAGAUAAACUAUCUCCUUCGCCUGUUAAGUUCCCGCACAAUACUAAAAUCGUUCAGGUUUCCUGUGGGUCAUGGCAUGGAGCGGCUGUCUCAGAGGACGGUCAGCUGUUUACUUGGGGGUACCCGAGAGCUUGUGGAGUAUCUGGCAUCAUUCCCGACCCCCGAGGAAUCCUGACUCCUAUCCCUGUCCCAAGUUUUACCCCAGGUCGACUUUCUGGCGUUUCUUGUGGUCACAACUAUACUCUAGCGUGGACCAACAGCGGUCAGGCAUUCUCCUGGGGGUGCGGCCGACAUGGCGUUCUGGGACACGGCACAGAGGAAGACUCCCCCACCCCAAGAGAAAUAGAGGUUCUGAGUGACAAAGGCGUAGCUUUCAUGGACGCAGGGUAUGCUCAUUGCGGAGCAGUUACCAAAGACGGUGCCGUGUACAUGUUUGGCAAAGGUGCAGAUGGAGCUCUGGGUUUGAAGGAGAAAACGCUCGGCAAUAACCUAGUUCCGACCAAAGUAAAUAGCAUCAAAGGCGUUGACGUGGUUGAAAUAAGCUGUAGUGUAGGGGAACACCACGGCCACACCCUUGCCGUCACCAGGGACGGGCAGGUAUACUCGUGGGGGGAUGGGUACAAGGGUAAACUCGGAACUGGGGACCAAGAACCCCGGUUUGAACCCACAAAGAUCCCGCCGUCCUCUUUCCAGAACGAGGCAAUCGCACAUGUUGGGUCGGGUGGAAUUCACAGUUCGGCUGUCAGUGUGUCGGGACGGGUGUUCACGUGGGGGUGUGGUAGUGACGGCAGGUUAGGUCAUCCCGAGGGCAAGGGUCACAGGUACCUGUUCCGUUCAGAUGUUCCCAAACAAGUGGAAUUCUUCAAGCCGAAUCAACAUGCAGAAAUGGUGAAGUGUUCCUACUACCAUACUGUUGCUUUAGUUAACGAGGUAAAGCGGUAACAUAUAUGUAUUGACUGAUGUGUAAUGUACAUCCUUGUACAUCCAUGUAUUGUCCAAGACAUUAAUGCCUAAUAGGGCAGCCCAUAAUCAUCCACGUCCAGAGCUCGAGAUCUGCCCAGCGUCAAUUUUAUCAAUCGCUGUGAAAUAGGAUUCGCGUCAGAACAGACUCCCUUUGAAGAUGUCAACAUUUUCACGUGUAUGUAUGUCUAAAAAUACCCAAUCAUAUAUAUCCUACAUUGAAUUUUUACAAUUGACCUUUAUUGGUCGAUGUUCAGACAUAUGUACACCAUGAAUUCAGUGAAAAUGACAAAUACGUCCGACAAGAAAUCGGAAACACUGCAUCCUUUACUGUAUUACCCAACAAAUAGUACGUUUGGAUAUCUGAGUGAUGAUGCAUUUCCUCAAAUAGAAACAAAGCAAUGUAUGUUUUGCAUGACAAACACGUGUACAGUUGUGAUGUUGUCUACAUCAAGUUUCCCUUAUGUCGAGAAAUAAUUCAGCAGGUCCAGCGUUGGGAGCCUACAACUGCCACAACUUUGAGGUACAAUCGACGUGUUCUCUGCGACGUGAGGUGGGGUGUGUGACACUGGGUCUUACAUCCCAUUUAAGAUUACUGCACUUUCUUAUAUACCUCUCUUUAUGCCAAUUUUUCAAAGAGCGUCAUACGACUCUCGAUCAAAAGUUGUUUCAUCAGGGUUACAACAUUCAAGGCCUCAGUAAAACUUUCAGAACGUUUUAUGGUAUAUAUAUAUAUGUGGAGGACAUUUCCUAAAUUGACGCAUCAAUGACAAAAAGAUAUCUGAUGCAAUUCCCUAUUAUGAAUUGUACCGUAUGUUCAUGUGUUUUCUCAGGUGAAAAAUUGACUUGUCUUUGCAUGUUUUUGUGACAGGUGCUACCGGUGGAUACAUAAACACCUGCCUAUGAUAUAGUCAUAUUGGUACAGUGCACCGUAGAUAGUUCGUAGCUUUCAUUAAUAUUACAUAGAUUGUUUUAUGAAUUGGUCAUUGCUGAGAGGUAUGCUGUCGGUGCCCUGACAUAUGAGAUAGUAUAACUGCAUAGAGUGAUACCUCGCUAACUCGAACUCCAUUGAAUUGGGGGCGGUCGGGUAGCCUAGUGGUUAAAGCGUUCGCUCGUCACGCCGAAGACCCGGGUUCGAUUCCCGACAUGGGUACAAUAUGUGAAGCCCUUUUCUGGUGUCCCCCGCCGUGAUAUUGGUGGAACAUUGCUAAAAGCGGCGUAAAACCGUAGUGCUUCGCGACUUGAAACAAUCUGAACAAAGCCAAUGUGUACCUUGUACAAAACAUGACCUGAAAAUAUUCAUUUUUAUACCUUUUCUCUAUUCACGCCUCCUGUGCAUACACACGAUAAGCACAACGUAAGUCACGUAUUCCGCUUCAAGUGAUUUAUUUUCGUAUGUAUAAAAGUUCAAUACUGUUUUUUCCAUAGCACUUCAUGUGAUGGGUCCCUAACUGCUGUCGUUCUUGGCAGUUGUCGCCUCAUAGACCUUGCUUCAAUCUCGGGAUCCACCUGAAUGGAACAAAAAUAAGCAUAGGGUCAACGAGCUGCUGGUAUGGGUAUCAAUUAUACUUCUGUACUACCCUUUACAUUCCAUUUUACUGUGAGUCCUUCAAGCACUAUAAAUUCGAAUUCUGAUGUGUACACAUGUUUGUUAAAGAUCAUUGUGUAUUGAA
Haliotis rufescens (red abalone) is the source of this 2855-nucleotide messenger RNA. Its product is annotated as ultraviolet-B receptor UVR8-like. Bases 1 to 1164 code for a protein of 387 amino acids. The record is from RefSeq and is a predicted model, not a curated record. The transcript is spliced from 2 exons. Lineage: Eukaryota; Metazoa; Mollusca; Gastropoda; Lepetellida; Haliotidae.